Henningerozyma blattae CBS 6284 is the source of this 4941-nucleotide messenger RNA. RefSeq names its product phospholipid-transporting P-type ATPase. Gene Ontology annotation, biological process: phospholipid translocation. Gene Ontology annotation, cellular component: plasma membrane. The coding region runs from base 1 to 4941 and encodes 1646 amino acids. NCBI's taxonomy places the organism in Eukaryota, Fungi, Ascomycota, Saccharomycetes, Saccharomycetales, Saccharomycetaceae. The record is from RefSeq and is a predicted model, not a curated record. The transcript has a single exon. Gene Ontology annotation, molecular function: ATP binding; ATPase-coupled intramembrane lipid carrier activity; magnesium ion binding.
AUGUCUAACAAUUAUAAUCCGUCCAAUAUAGGAUAUUUCAAUUAUUCAGACAAUAAAGAUAACAACAAUAAAACUAAUAGAGCUAAUUCAAAUACUCCUCCACCUUCGUUCCAGGAUUUCGAUCCUACCAACCCAUCCCAUAAUGUAGAUGAUUUACAAAGCCCCCUCCAAUUGUUAAAUGGGGAUCAUAUUGAUGAAAAAAAGCCAAAUGAUGGCACGACAACUAAUACUCGUAAUAUAUUCGAAGAUAUUGAAUUAAAUAAUGAAAUCGAGGAUUUUAAUGAUACAGCAUUAGGUCACAAUCAUUUAGAUGAUACUGGGACAAGUUAUGGCUCCCCCAUAUCAAAUUCAUCGACUAUUUUAGGCUCACCUGCUUCUCAUUUGAAAAAUAAAUUUAAAUUCACUAAUAAUCAUUCCAAAAGUGAUAGUAGUGGGAGUAAAAGUAAUGAUACAAAUAUUAAUAGUAAAAAAAAAAAAAGCAAUACAAAGAAUAAAACUUUGAAAUGGGCUAAAAAAAACUUAUAUGAUACUUUUGAAGAAUUUAAUAUGCAUCAUGAUACUACAAUUGAAGAUGAUAUGAAGAAAAAUAGAUCCGCUGAAUUAAGAUCCAUCUAUUUCAAUUUGUCAUUACCCGAGUCUAUGCUAGAUGAAGAGGGAAACCCUGCCACUAUAUAUCCACGUAAUAAGAUUAGGACUACCAAAUAUACUCCACUUUCUUUUAUACCAAAAAACUUAAUCUUUCAAUUUAAAAAUUUCGCCAAUAUUUAUUUCUUAUGUUUAAUUAUCUUAGGUGCCUUCCAAAUUUUUGGUGUUACAAAUCCAGGUUUUGCGGCAGUUCCAUUGAUUGUGAUUGUUUGUAUUACUGCCAUUAAAGACGGGUUCGAAGAUUCAAGAAGAACAGUGUUAGAUAUGAAAGUAAAUAACACCAAGACUCACAUUUUCGAAGGUAUUACAAAUGAAAACGUAAGUGUCGAUAAUGUUUCGUGGUGGAGAAAAUUUAAAAAGGCUAAUACCAGACUAUUAUUCAAAUUUAUUAAUUGGGUUUCACAAUAUACUACAGCUGAGGGUAAAAGGAAAAGAUUAGAAAAGAAGUUACAAAGACAAAGGCGUAAAAGGAAUCAAAUAAAUGGAAAUUUCCAUGGUUCAAGAAGAUCAUCGAUUUCAUCCUCAUUAUCAUCAGUCCGAAUUUCAGAUGAUUUUGAUGAAGAAAAUGGAUUUUACGAUUAUGAUGAGAAUGAUGGCUCAUUUAUUUAUGAUGAUACGAAUUUUAACAUUAUUGAUAAAUCAUUACCACCAAGACAAGAUGUGAAAUUUCAAAAAGAUUAUUGGAAAAAUAUUAAAGUUGGUGACGUUAUUCGUAUUCAUAAUAAUGACGAAAUACCUGCUGAUGUCGUGUUAUUAUCAACUUCGGAUGUUGAUGGGAAUUGUUAUGUAGAAACUAAGAAUUUGGAUGGUGAAACGAAUUUAAAGAUACGCCAAGCUUUAAAAUGUUCCUAUAAGAUUAAAAACUCUCAUGAUGUAGCUAGGACAAAAUUUUGGAUUGAAAGUGAAGGUCCGAAUCCAAAUCUUUACACUUAUCAAGGUAAUUUGAAAUGGAAUGAUUCUAUGGAAAAUGAAGUUAAAAAUGAACCAAUUACAAUCAAUGAAGUUUUGUUAAGAGGUUGCACCUUAAGAAACACAAAAUGGGCAAUGGGUAUUGUUGUCUUUACAGGUGAUGAUACAAAGAUUAUGUUAAAUUCAGGUACCACUCCAACAAAAAAAUCAAGAAUCUCAAGAGAGUUAAACCUAAGUGUUUUAAUAAAUUUCUUAUUACUAUUCAUCCUUUGUUUUAUAUCAGGUGUUGUUAAUGGUGUAAAUUAUGACAGACAUCCAAGAUCAAGAGACUUCUUUGAGUUUGGUACAGUGGCUGGUAACGCAGCAACCAAUGGGUUUGUUUCUUUUUGGGUUGCAGUCAUCCUUUAUCAAUCCUUAGUUCCCAUUUCUUUGUAUAUAUCCAUUGAAAUUAUCAAGACUGCACAAGCCGCAUUUAUUUAUGGUGAUGUAUUAUUAUACAAUGCUAAAUUAGAUUAUCCAUGUACGCCUAAAUCGUGGAAUAUAUCGGAUGAUUUAGGUCAAAUAGAAUACAUUUUUUCUGAUAAGACAGGGACAUUGACCCAGAAUAUUAUGGAAUUUAAAAAAUGCACAAUCAAUGGUGUAUCUUAUGGUAGAGCUUAUACAGAAGCACUUGCUGGGUUAAGGAAAAGAGAAGGUAUUGAUGUUGAAACUGAGCAACGUGAAGAAAAAAUACAAAUUGCCCAAGAUCGUGAAGUGAUGAUCAACGAAUUAAGGGGUAUGUCAGCUAAUUCUCAAUUUUGGCCUGAUGACAUUACCUUUGUAUCUAAGAAAUUUGUAAGAGAUUUGAAUGGCCAUAGUGGUGAUUUCCAACAAAAUUGCUGUCAACAUUUCUUCUUAGCAAUUGCAUUAUGCCACACAGUAUUAACUGAAGCAAGUAAAACUAAUCCAGAUAAAUUAGAAUUGAAAGCACAAUCACCAGAUGAAGCAGCUUUGGUUGGUACAGCAAGAGAUAUGGGAUUUAGCUUUAUCUCUAAAACAAAACAUGGUGUGGUUAUUGAACUAAUGGGUCAACAGAGAGAAUUUGAAAUUUUGAACGUUUUAGAAUUCAAUUCCAGCAGAAAGAGAAUGAGUGUUAUAGUUAAGAUCCCAGCGCAAGAUCCGGACGGAACUCCUACUGCAUUAUUAAUAUGUAAAGGUGCUGAUUCAGUAAUUUUCCAAAGAUUAUCUACUGUAGCUGGCUCAAAUGAUGAAAAACUGUUAGAAAACACAGCAAAACAUUUAGAAGAGUAUGCAAAGGAAGGGUUAAGAACAUUAUGUAUCGCACAACGUGAAAUAUCUUGGCAGGAAUAUUUAGAUUGGAAAGUUCAAUAUGAUGAGGCAGCGAGUUCGUUAAAUAACAGAGAAGAACAAAUAGAAAUUGCUUCAAAUGCAAUCGAAAAAGAUUUAAUAUUAUUGGGUGGUACUGCCAUUGAAGAUCGUUUACAAGAUGGUGUACCAGAAUCUAUUGAAUUAUUGGGUAAAGCUGGGAUUAAAUUAUGGGUAUUAACUGGUGAUAAGGUCGAAACUGCAAUUAAUAUCGGCUUUUCAUGUAAUCUUUUGAACAAUGAUAUGGAAUUAUUAAUCAUCAAAGCUGUGGGCGAUUCUAAUAUAAAGAGAGAAUUUGGAGAUGAACCAUUCGAAAUCACAGAGGGCUAUAUCCGUAAAUAUUUAAGGGAGAAAUUCGGCAUGAAUGGUAGCGUUGAUGAACUGGAGAUUGCUAAGAAACAACAUGAUGUACCUAAAGAAAACUACGGUGUUGUUAUAGACGGGGAAGCUUUGAAAUUAGCAUUAAGUAAUGAAGGCAUCAAGAGAGAGUUUCUGUUGUUAUGUAAAAACUGUAAAGCUGUACUAUGUUGUCGUGUUUCUCCAUCACAAAAAGCUGCAGUUGUUAAGUUAGUGAAAAACACGUUAGAUGUGAUGACCUUGGCUAUUGGUGAUGGUUCCAAUGAUGUGGCAAUGAUUCAAAGUGCUGAUGUUGGUGUCGGUAUUGCUGGUGAAGAAGGUCGCCAAGCAGUCAUGUGUUCUGAUUAUGCCAUUGGCCAAUUCAGAUAUUUAUCAAGACUAAUUUUGGUUCAUGGACGCUGGUCCUAUAAGAGAUUGAGUGAGAUGAUUCCUGGCUUUUUUUACAAAAAUGUUAUUUUCACAUUGGCAUUGUUCUGGUACGGUAUCUACAAUGACUUUGAUGGGUCGUAUCUAUUUGAAUAUACGUUCUUGACAUUUUAUAACCUGGCAUUUACAUCAUUACCAAUUAUUCUGUUGGGUGUAUUUGACCAAGACGUUAGUGAUACAAUCUCGAUGGUCAUGCCGCAAUUGUACCGUGUGGGAAUAUUACGAUUAGAAUGGAAACAAACCAAGUUUUUGUGGUAUAUGCUGGAUGGAUUCUAUCAAAGUGUUAUCAGUUUUUUCUUCCCUUAUUGUUUAUACUACAAGACGAUGAUUGUCCGUAAGGAUGGAUUGGGCUUAGACCAUCGUUAUUAUGUUGGUACAAUGAUUACCUGUAUCUGUGUUGUCUCUUGUAAUUUGUACAUUCUCAUGCAUCAAUAUCAUUGGGAUUGGUUCUGUGGUUUAUUUUUUUCUCUAUCAAUUUUAUUGUUUUUCUUCUGGACAGGUAUUUGGACGAGUUCUAUUACAAGUGGUGAAUUCUUAAAAGGUGGUGCACACGUUUUUAGUAGUGAUGUAUUCUGGGGAAUCGUUUUUGUGAGUGUCAUGUUUUGUCUAUUACCUAGGUUUAGUUAUGAUACUAUACAACGUAUAUUUUAUCCAAAGGAUGUGGAGAUUGUUAGAGAGAUGUGGAAGCGUGGUGAUUUUGACCACUACCCUCAAGGCUAUGAUCCUACAGACCCUUUAAGACCUCGAAUCACCAAACAUUUGCACAGUUAUGGAUAUGAUUACGAAAGUGGCCUCAAUAAGGCUUCUCGCCACGGUGGCGGGAUUGAUAUGAAUCGGAGUGAGAGUAUGGAUGGAUUCCGUGGAGAAGAUAUGGAUGGUAGAUUUGAGAGCAUAGAAAUGGACAGAUUGACUCCAGUGGAAAGUCUUCACACAAACGUUCCACUAGAUAAGGACCGUAAGGAAAAGCCACCAGGAGGAAGAAGUGGUAUCCAGUUGAUGGGGUCCCCGAGAGAAACAGAGGAUUUAUUGUACAGUGAACGUCUAGGAGGCUAUAUGGGGACCGACUCACCACUAGGCAUUGGCCACGACGACAAGAAGGACAAUAACCGCGUUGAUGUUCGUAGUAUACAUGAAACAACAAGCCUUGAACGAAGCAGAACAAUGAAGCUAGGAGAUGCAUCUACUAAUCCUUUCCUCAAUCAGGUAGACGGGGCCGAUUUGGCUGAUUGGAAAAUCUAG